This is a messenger RNA of Lates calcarifer (barramundi perch), 1599 nucleotides long. RefSeq names its product agmatinase, mitochondrial. The coding region runs from base 82 to 1182 and encodes 366 amino acids. The record is from RefSeq and is a predicted model, not a curated record. Lineage: Eukaryota; Metazoa; Chordata; Actinopteri; Centropomidae. The transcript is spliced from 7 exons. Gene Ontology annotation, molecular function: agmatinase activity; metal ion binding.
CAAGGAAAUAAAGUACCUACACAAGUCAGUCUCUCCGCUACAACUCACACAGCUCCAUAUUAAACACGUAACUCAGAAAAUAUGUUGUCAUGUUGGAGAAACCUGAACGCAACUCGCGCCAUUAUUUCACCGUGUUAUACAGCAGCGGGUUUCUUCUCUCUACAACCGCAACAAACUUUGUCUCUCUGCAGCGACAGAAGAGUUUCACGCGUGAAUCCCAACAGAAAGUGCUCAGGGAAACGCUACAAUGUGCCACCGAGCGCCGAGUUUGUUGCUCGGGUGUCAGGAAUCCCUACCAUGGCCAAACUGCCUUACCAGGAGACAGCGGACGGGCUUGAUGCGGCGUUUGUCGGUGUCCCAAUUGACACCGGGACCUCCAACCGACCCGGAGCAAGGUUUGGUCCCCGUCAGAUCAGAGUGGAGUCCGCCAUGCUGAGGGCUUACAACAGUGGCACCAGAGCAGCACCUUAUGAGUCCCUUAUGGUGGCUGAUAUUGGGGACGUCAAUGUGAAUGUGUAUGACCUGAAGGACACCUGCAAACGCAUCAUGGAGGCCUACAGGAAGAUCCUGGCUACAGGCUGCAUCCCUCUGACUAUGGGUGGUGAUCACACAAUUGCAUAUCCAAUCCUGCAAGCUGUUGCUGAGAAGUAUGGCCCAGUGGGUCUGGUCCAUGUGGAUGCUCAUGCUGACACCAGUGAUGUGGUCCUUGGGGAGAAGAUUGGACACGGGACUCCAUUCAGACGUUGUGUGGAGGAAGGGCUGUUGGACUGUAAGAGAGUGGUCCAGAUCGGCCUGCGGGGAUCAGGCUACUCUGCAGAUUCAUAUGAAUGGAGUCGUGCCCAGGGUUUCCGAGUUGUCCAAGUGGAAGAGUGUUGGUUCAAAUCUCUUGCACCUCUGAUGGCUGAGGUCAGGGCUCAGAUGGGAAGCGGUCCAGUAUACCUCAGUUUUGACAUCGAUGCUCUUGACCCGGGCUUUGCUCCUGGAACCGGCACACCAGAGAUAGCAGGACUUACUCCCAUCCAGGGAGUUGAGAUUAUCCGGGGCUGUCGUGGUCUGAAUCUUGUCGGAUGUGAUCUAGUGGAGGUAUCUCCACCCUAUGACACCACAGGGAACACUGCACUGACUGGUGCCAACCUUCUGUUUGAAAUGUUGUGUGUCCUCCCAAAAAUGAAAUACUACUGAUCAGAGUAAACCACACAGAACAGUACAGGUAGUUUGUUUACAGUCAGUACCACAUUACCUGAAUACAACAUGACCAUGUUGUUCUGCUGACUAAGCCUUUAAAUAAGCCAAAUUCUGCAACAAUUACAACUUUAUGUUUUCAUCAAAGCAAUUAAUCAAAACCAUCAAGGAGAUAAAUACAAUAUUGAGACUAAGUCAAACAUCUGACAGCACCAGAUGUUAAUUACACUAACUUGUAAAUGAAAUUCAGAACUACGGCAUCUUGAUAAAUCAGUGGAAUAUAUUCACCUUAUCUUUCAAUCUACUUUAAAAUACAGGAUAAGAUAACAAAGCAAUGUGAUUAUAUUGGUAUAUAUUAUAUUGGUAUCGGUGACAUUUGUACAGUUUAUGUUAAUAAAUCAAGCAAGCACACACUAA